AUAUAUAGUCUCUUAAUACUUAUUUAAACCGUAUAUAAUAAUACAUUUAGAUUUUCUACAGCUACAAAAUACACUCCCUGAAUGAUUACCGAAGACACACUGACACCGGAACAGACAGUUUGAACUAUCACAUACCCUACAGCUAGCCCUAGCAUAACCAUACGUAACUAUACACCAAGUCGCUUAUUAUUUAUUAAUGAUAAGAGCAAAUUAAAAAAAAUAAUAGUAUAGAUGUAUGAUCAAGCGUGAAGAGAUAGUGGUUAUUGUAGUAAAUAGUAAGUAAAAUAGUAUAUAAAAUUAAAGAUAUUGCUACUAUAAAUAAUCAAAAAACCACAUUAAUAUCAUUCUUCGGUAAUAUAAUGGACGAUGUUUUAAACUAAAUAUUUGUUUAAGUUACAAAUGUGAACCUCGAUAUUUUUUAAAUUUGAAUAUAUCAUAUUAUAUUUUUAUAUAUAUUAAAUAAUGAGACGUCACAAUGCGUAUAUAUGUAGGUAUUUUCGAACAAUACAAAUCUGGGCAUCAAAAUAGUAGUUCGUAUCGGGUAACAAAUUGUGAUUCAAACGUUUACAAAAUUUUAAAAUUUAUAUGUAAAUAAACUCAAAUAUAAACUGCAUCAAUCUAACUCCAUGUUUGGGGAUAAUUAGGCGAUCAAUGAAUUUUAUAACCAAUAUAUCGCGACACCGUAACGUGUGCCUUAUUCCGGCCUUAAGUUUAAAUGACUUUUAAUAUUACAUCAAAAACCUAAUUCAAGUAUAUAUUAAGCCCACGGACAUUCUAAUUGCAAAACCGUCGUACGUAAAAAGUCAAUAGGAUAUAGAAUUUUCUGAUAUAGGACCAUUAGCCACCUGAUUGGUAUGCCGCCCAUCACCUGCGACGUCACCGUCAUCGUGCUGUAAUCGCCUGAGAAUAUGUUUGUUUUCAAGGCAAUAAAAUGAUAUGAAAUUGCGAUGCUUUAACCAGGCCCAAACUUCGCACAGUUGGCACCCCAGAUCCGUGUUCAGGGUCGUAAGCAGUUGUCCUCCCGAUCGAAAAAAACGGCCAAGCCCAGCGAGCUGGCAAAUCUGUAUUGGCCAUCUCCUAACAAAUUAUCUUCGAAUGUUUAAAAUGGACUCCGCAGACUUCUGGCAGCAGGCGCGUGCUCCGUUUGGUCUGCAAACUGCGCUUCACCAAUACUCUUCCCCCCCGAAUCAACAGCCAAUAUCCCACCACGCCCUGCACCACUCCCUUCCGCAGGAGAACGAGCAGUUAGCCGAAGCCCACCCAGAAGGUCCAGGAGCAGGAUCGGGCGUAGUGGGAAACAACAGUUCCAUGGCAAUUUCCGGCACCAAUUCAACUGUGGGCAGCAAGGCCGAGUCCAGUCACAUUCUGCAGCAGCACUCAGAGCAGCAGUCAUAUGGAAGCGACUCCUUCCGAGGCACGCAGUCGCCCCAGCUGAGUAGCCACCACCUGUUGUUUAACGCCGCUGCAGCCGCUGCUGCGGCGGUCCACCUCAAAUCCACGGCGAUGCAGAAUAACCUCUCGCCAAUAGGCGAUCAGGCGCAAAAUAACCUUCGCAACUACGGACAAGGAUCCUUAAACGCCUUAUGUGGGAUCAAGCCCAAGCAGGAGAUGGAUGCGAAGACGCACCUACAGCCGCUGGACGAGUGUCCGCAUCCUCUAGUUCAGGCGCAGACCCAGACCCAGUACGGCGGAGACUUCUACGACGUGGCAGACCCACAGCCUAGAGAAGUCUCGGAAGGUCGAGCACUGAUCAUCGGACUCGGAGCACCCAGUACGGUGUCCACCGACGAUGCACAGUCCAGUUUGCCGUCUCAUCAGCUGGCGGGGAGUGGCCGAGCAUUGCAGACUCAUCAGUGCAAGCCAAUGUCCCCCGGAACAGUUGGUAGCUCUAAUUCGGGCGCAGGACGAAGAUCCGCACCCACAACAAUAAGCAAGACCUUUUCGCAGGGUCAGCAGUCCCCUCAGCACUCUACAACGCCAUCCGGCGGCAGCACGACGCCCGACAUCAAAUACAAUAACGACAAAAUGGCCAAUGAAAUUCAGCUUCAGCUAUCCCGGUCGAGCAGCGCAGCGGCGAUCAGUGAACGCACCCUCGAAGAAUGUUGGUCAACCCUACAACGAGUGAGUUGGCAUCUGUUCCGUUGUCUAUUUAUGCACAAAAGCGCGAUGCAGCAAAUACAGCAGCAGAUUCCCCGCGUUGGCCUGGGCACCCACGGCGUGACCGGCUCGGCCAACUUAGGUGGCAGUAUUACGCCUAGCUCGGAUACCAAGCCGCAUCAGUGCCAGCAAUGUAUGAAGAGCUUUUCCAGUAACCACCAGCUCGUCCAACACAUCAGGGUACACACUGGAGAGAAGCCAUACAAGUGUUCCUACUGUGAUCGUAGAUUUAAGCAGUUGUCGCACGUCCAGCAGCACACGCGCCUGCACACAGGAGAACGACCCUAUAAAUGUCAUCUGCCAGACUGCGGUCGAGCCUUUAUACAGCUUUCAAAUCUACAACAGCAUCUACGAAACCAUGACGCUCAAGUGGAACGUGCUAAAAAUCGACCCUUUCACUGCAACAUAUGUGGAAAGGGUUUCGCCACUGAAUCUAGCCUGCGUACACAUACAUCGAAGGAGCUACAGCUGCAUCUUGGUGUCUUGCAGCAGCAUGCCGCACUAAUAGGUGGUCCAAACGCUACGUCCUGUCCGGUGUGUCAUAAACUUUUCCUUGGCACUGAGGCCCUUGUGGACCACAUGAAACAUGUUCAUAAGGAAAAGAGUCCCCCACCUGGUGGCUCAGCCUCAUCCCAGUUCAGCGAGCUCAAUCAGAUAGUUACGGGCAAUGGGAACGGAAACGGAACUGGAUCUACCAAUGAAAAUAUUGCUACCCAAUGCACAACUGAAUCGAACUCGCAUCAGGCCACUGUUGGCUCUAGCUUAAUCGACAGUUUUUUGGGCAAGCGAAGAACUGCCAACCAUCCUUGCCCAGUUUGCGGUAAACAUUAUGUCAACGAGGGUUCCCUAAGGAAACAUCUGGCUUGCCACGCUGAGACCUCCCAACUUACAAACAGCCUGCGAAUGUGGCCAUGUAGCGUUUGCCAGGCCGUCUUCACACAUGAAAACGGCCUUCUUACCCAUAUGGAGUCAAUGCGCAUGGAUCCGAAACAUCAGUUCGCGGCUCAAUACGUACUAUCCCGGGCAGCUGCAGAGCAGCGAGAACGAGAAUCUAUUCUAGCGGUAACCUUAGCCGCCAGCAGUGGCACUGGUACAAGAAUCGGAAUUGCGGAUGCCGGAAAAGUUUUGCCUACCGGAGCUCACAACUCGGAAGGAUCCAACUCGAAAUGCCCUUCCCCUUCGGUUAACUCAGAAUGCUCUUCAAACGGACGCCUAUCGUCAUCGACAACAUCAGAUCAAGACCAAGACAUUGACCACGGCUUAAGUGAAAAUGAGAACAGCAACCAGAACAACAUAGGCAGUUCCACGAAUAACAACAAUAAUUGCACGAGUAACAACAACACUAGCUCUCACAAAAUGGCUGAGAUUCGACUUCCGGGAUCCGGCCAAUAUACCAUGGACGCGGAACUGCAUGUCGCCAACCGGAUGUCACUAAUGGCGGCUGCUGCUGCAGCAGUUGCUGCGUCACGACCACCAGAUGGAGUGGACACUUCAGCAGUCCCGAGCGCGGCGGUUCAGGCCGCUGUGGUCAAUCUGGCAGCUGCAAUGCGAAUGAACAAUUCCAACAACGGUGCUUCCCCCUACCAACAACAUCACGCCGAUCACACACAGGCACACCAGACACACAUCCUUCAACAUGCACACCCACAUCACCAUCAACAGCAGCAGGCUCCGCAGCACCAACAGCAACAGUUGUCCCAUUUGCUAGUCCAUACUCACCCCAGCAAUAGCAACUCCCGUUCUCAAAGUUCACCAAACAUAAAUGUGCCAAGCUUACAGAACGAAUCUACUGCCGCCUCGAUCGCUAUGAACAUGAACGUGCAUAUGAUGCGCGGUUCCCUCGAGCCGGACCCGAGUUUAGGAGGAAUGCAUGGAAUCGAAGUUCUCCACCAACACCAGCAGCAGCACCACCAUCAUCACCACCACACGUCAAACUUUCCGCAGCACGCCGUAACUCCUACCAACCAACAUACUCACCCACACCCCCAAACACACCAAACCGCCCACCACCAUACGAGUCCAGAAACGGCGCUCCGAAUGCACCAGGCUGAAGCGAUCUUACGCUCGCAUACCGAAGCAGCGUUCCGACUGGCAACUGGAUCUGGUCCUGACACCGGAGUAAAAUGCGAGGCUGAUCAGAACCAGCUGAAUAGUAACGGCAAUGCAGGUGGCAAUAGUGGAGGCAGCAGCCAACAUCAUCGAUUCCAUGCGAAUUCGAAUCAACAAGAGAAUCAACGACCAUCGGACUCAUGAAGCUCGGCGAUUCAUUCCUCUAGGGAUGUGGACUGAGGAUUGAUACAGAUACAGAAUCAAGUACAACGAUCUUUCUAUUGCGUCGAUUGCAAUUGAUACAAUAGGAUUCAAUGCAUGUGAAUGAGUAAAGCUUCAUAUAUUAAUACAUUUAUGGUAAUUAAUGUAAAUGAGAUUAUGUAUCUAAGUUUAAAUAGGCAGUCAUGCCCUAAGUUAGAAAACGACCCCCCCAUUCAUUGUGCAAUAUCAUCUACCGUCAAUUUCGGCAGAAAAAUAAAUGUAAAAACUUUUGUGUUAUGUUUACGUUUAGAGAUAAAUGCUCGAAAAUUAUCAAACGCAAUUUUAUUUGGACUUUGGAAUAUCAAAGGGUUCUAGAGCAAGCAUAUCCAACCAAUAAAAAAAAACCUACAAACACUAUGAAACAUUAAAAGCGUACUUGGUUAUAAAAUAUGCAACAAUUAGAAGGAAGCGUUUCCAAAGUCUUUAAAGUAUAUUUUUGAUCAGCAUUACUAGUCGUUUCGUUUUGUCCG
Drosophila mauritiana is the source of this 4937-nucleotide messenger RNA. RefSeq lists its product as uncharacterized. Gene Ontology annotation, molecular function: RNA polymerase II cis-regulatory region sequence-specific DNA binding; DNA-binding transcription factor activity. The transcript is spliced from 10 exons. Gene Ontology annotation, biological process: regulation of transcription by RNA polymerase II. The record is from RefSeq and is a predicted model, not a curated record. Lineage: Eukaryota; Metazoa; Arthropoda; Insecta; Diptera; Drosophilidae. Gene Ontology annotation, cellular component: nucleus. The coding region runs from base 937 to 4410 and encodes 1157 amino acids.